Messenger RNA from Dovyalis caffra, 624 nucleotides. The record is from the annotation of a GenBank genome assembly. Lineage: Eukaryota; Viridiplantae; Streptophyta; Magnoliopsida; Malpighiales; Salicaceae.
AUGGACAUCAAGGUAUUAGCACAAGAAGGAGCCGAAGUUGCUCAACCCUUGUUGGAAAAUAUAGUGGAAAAACCAACAAAAACACCAGGACAAAAGGCCAUGAGGAAGACAUUCAAAGGCACAGCACAUUUAGCCAAGCUUCUCCCUACAGGUUCAGUCCUGACAUUCCAAAUCCUAUCUCCAAUUAUCACGCAUGAAGGACAAUGUCACACCGUCACAAGCCGAACUUUGACGUUAGGCCUUUUGGCCGUGUGUGGCCUAGCUUGCUUUCUCUUAUGCUUCACCGAUAGCUUCAGGGACGCGAGAGGCAAGGUCCGGUAUGGAAUGGCAACAUUCAAAGGCUUGUGGAUUAUUGAUGUACCGGUGGAGCUUUCGCCGGAGGAGGCUGCGAAAUAUAGGCUGAAGUUUAUUGACUUCUUGCAUGCAUUCAUGUCUUUCUUGGUUUUUGGGGCAGUUUCGUUGUUUGAUAAGAAUGUUGUCAAGUGUUUCUUUCCAACACCAACAGAUGAAGGUAAGGAUCUUCUCAUUGUUGUGCCUGCUGUGAUUGGGAUCGUCUGCAGCAUUCUGUUUCUUGCAUUCCCUAGCAAACGCCAUGGAAUUGCCUGUCCUCUAUCGCGUAAUUAA